This is a messenger RNA of Chenopodium quinoa (quinoa), 1248 nucleotides long. RefSeq lists its product as uncharacterized. The record is from RefSeq and is a predicted model, not a curated record. The transcript has 6 exons. NCBI's taxonomy places the organism in Eukaryota, Viridiplantae, Streptophyta, Magnoliopsida, Caryophyllales, Amaranthaceae. The coding region runs from base 38 to 1015 and encodes 325 amino acids. Gene Ontology annotation, biological process: proteolysis. Gene Ontology annotation, molecular function: cysteine-type peptidase activity.
UGUUCUGAGUAAUGGAAAAUCUAAAUGCUCCCUUGCUAUGGAUGUUAGUCUCUUUGGUGAUAAAGUUACAUAUGUAACUGAAUAUAUGAAGUCAAGUAAUAAGGAUAUGAAGGUUUUGGAUGCAGUUGUCCAGGAACUUGUUGACUACUGCAUUAGUGAUUAUCAUGGUUUCGAUCUCAAUGAGGUGUUGGUAUCUUUUGGCAAACCAUUUGAGAUUACAAGGAAUGAAUUCCUUUCAUUAGGUGCACCGGCUAUUGCUAUAUCUUCUGUUAUUAUUGAUUGUUGGGCUAUGUUGCUUAAUGAAAACCAGAAGAGUAGUGCACAUGGACCUCAAAAACUAUAUUUUGGUGUUUCUCAAAGUGCUUUUUUACUGAAAGUUGCAAACACAGAUAGUAACACACAAGACAUUGACAAGCUAUUUGACAUUUGGUCAAGAUGGUUGUUCAUUCCUUGCAAUGAUUUUGAUAUUGCAAAUGUUGAGUUGAUAUUUGUUCCUAUACUCUUGAAUGAGCACUUUUUCCUAAUUGUUGUGAAUUUGAAGGAAGAAAAGCUUCAGUUCAUUGAUAAUAUGAGUUAUGAUACAAAGUACAUGAGUGAGGUUGAGAAGUUCUCUGAUGUUCUGAGUGAUAUGCUGAGUACUUUUCUUGAUCAACGCCUUCCUCAAAGUAAUGACUCGGUGAAGAACAUGAUUGAGUAUACUUUGGAGUCACCUUCUGUAAAUUGGAAGUCUGGAAAACAGAAGAAUAAUGAUAGUGGCAUUUAUACUAUGGUCAGCAUGCUUUACUUUGAUGGAGCUGAUGUGUUCGACUGCGAUGUUUUGAAAACGGUUUCAACUAGACGGACAUUGAGAGCUCAGAUUGCUGCUACUCUGGUAUUAUCUGAUAUGAACAUUGUCAGAGAUGAAGUUCUUGAAAAGCUAUCUGAAUUCAGAUUAAUAAGGAGUCAAGUUGCAAAAGAUGUUUUUGAUGGGAUUAAGAAGAAAACAAAGCAAGGUAAAAAGGAAAAGAAAGUAUAGGCAGACUAACGAAUAUGUGGAUGAAGUUUUUUGCUCGGAAGUAUUUGUAUUUUGCACAGAAGUAGGAAAUCUAAUGUAAUGAUGUAGUUUGCAUCAACAAAUGGAUAAUCUAACAAAAUUGUAUAAGUGUUAAUAUAGAACAAUAUGAUAUGAUUCCAGUUCAUACAAAGCUUUUGAAUUGGUGGUAUUGGUAGUUCUUUUGAUAUGUAAUCUUUAAUUGACAUUCAAGAAGU